Molecule: messenger RNA, 702 nt
Organism: Rhipicephalus microplus (southern cattle tick)
Lineage: Eukaryota; Metazoa; Arthropoda; Arachnida; Ixodida; Ixodidae
Product: (3R)-3-hydroxyacyl-CoA dehydrogenase
Biological process (GO): fatty acid biosynthetic process
Molecular function (GO): quinone binding; oxidoreductase activity, acting on the CH-OH group of donors, NAD or NADP as acceptor
Source: RefSeq, a predicted model, not a curated record
AUGCCCGAGCUGCACUACAUCUACACUACACUAGGCUACGCUGCGAAAUUGCAUGAGGAGCUCCAUAAAUGCGUUCGGGUGGACGACAUUGGCGGUGCCACAGUGGUCGUCGAAGGCCCAAAUGCUUUCAACCCUGAACUGUCAUCGUUAGCGAUAUUGUCUCUGGUGGGUGGUGUUGGCUGUGCCUUGGGGUUGGGGGUCUGUGUGGUGUACGCCAUGGCCUGCCUCGCUGUUCUGCCCGACACUCUGGCGGACGGCGUUGGCUGGCGCGGAGGCCUUGACGCCGUGCCCGAACGGUGGUGGCAGUCACGGCAGGUGAACAACUGCCGAGGAGGCCUGGACGCCGUACCCAAGGGCACCUUCUGGGUGAAUCAUGUCACUAGUCGUGACAUGCUCCGAUCCGGCAUACCUCUAUUCAAAGGUGGAGCGGCCAUUGUCAACAUAUCCAGCGUCAAGGCCAAGAACGGCUCGUGGUCGUCGGCGGCGUAUUCCGCUUCGAAAGCCGGCAUCUUGGCGCGCACCAUAUCAGUGGCAAGGGAGCUCGCGGGACAUGGCAUCCGCUGCAACGCCGUGCUUCCUGGCUGGACAGAUGCCCCCAUGACGCAAGGAGGGGACGACGCUGUGAAAGCGCAGGCGCUGGCACUCAAGUCAAUCAAGAGGCCCACUGAGCCCCGUGAAAUCGUGGAAAGUACUUUGGUUUAG